Messenger RNA from Styela clava, 1326 nucleotides. RefSeq lists its product as uncharacterized. Gene Ontology annotation, molecular function: S-adenosylmethionine-dependent methyltransferase activity. The record is from RefSeq and is a predicted model, not a curated record. Lineage: Eukaryota; Metazoa; Chordata; Ascidiacea; Stolidobranchia; Styelidae.
UGAGGGAAAGACGUUGUUUUAACACUGUCCAGUGCGGGCUACGGUCCAGAUAAGUUUCCACGUUAUUUAAGGUGAUUGUUGAUGUACUAAGGAUGGACUUAAAUAUGUUGCUUUCUAGCGAGUUCGCUAUCAAAAAAUAUUUUGUUGGAGCUGCCUUCGUAAUUGGAGGAGGACUGACAUUCGCAGCAGCAUACAACUACGCUUCAUCCCAGUGCGUAUUGUUUAACCAAUUGCCAAAUGAGGAAAACAAGUACGAAACGAAGAAAAUAUUAAACGAAUAUAUGAUGUUUCACUACGGUGAUCGAGAAACAAUCUGCAAGCAUGUUAGUGCUCCGUUGGAUGGUUAUGAUUUUCCAGUGAGAUGUGCACAGCUUUGUGUUAAGCAUUUCGACCGAUCUGCAUGCUCCAACGACAAAUGCCUGGAAAUUGGAUGUGCAGUCGGUCGUUCAACAUUUGAACUGGCGAGAACUUUCAAAAGGGCAGUUGGACUGGAUUACAGCCAUGCUUUCCUAGGAACCUGUGAAGUGCUUUCUAAAAUUAAACGCUUGGAAUACGAAGCUAUCGUGGAGGGCCACUUAACAACUAAGCAUGUUGCAGUUAUACCAACUGACAUCGACACUUCAAGAUGUUCAUUCAUGCGAGGAGAUGCCUGUAACUUACCAUCGACACUGGGCCAGUUCGGUUGUGUUCUUGCUGCAAACGUCAUUUGUAGGUUACCAGAUCCUACGAAGUUUAUUUUGCAUUUAAAAAAUAUUGUUGCCAAAGGAGGAAUUUGUGUUAUUACGAGUCCAUAUACAUUUCUUACCGUAUUUACGUCUAAGGAUAAAUGGCUCGGUGGAUUCACAGACUCUAAUGGGAAAGAAGUGAGAGCUUUUGACACUAUAAAAUCAUAUUUGUUGCCAGAUUUUGAGUUGAUUGAUUCUGAAGAAAUGCCAUAUAUAAUACGAGAAACUUUGAGAGAACAUCAGUGGGCAGUUGCACACGCCACAGUAUGGAAGCGUCGAUCAUCGAAGUACGAACAAGAAUAAUGUUACAAGUAAUAUAAUGCUACGUUGUCUCGUCAGCAUAACCCACAUAGGAAAAUUAUAUUUUAACAUAAGUUUGUUGGUGCAUUAAAAAAUAAGAUGAAUUUGAAGGAGAUUAUGCUUUUUCAAUUGAAAAAAGUUUCGAGAAUAUUUUUAUAGCUGUGAAUAAUAGGGUCAUAAAACUCCCAAUAAAUCUCAUUUGUCUUCGUUUGUCUUUGCCAACAUUUAACUACUAUUCAAUGUUAUUAAUGGCAUACAGCUUGCAAACGCAAUCCACGACAAAUAUAUACUUCAAAAUGUA